AUGUUGUGUGGAAUGUUCCCCUCAACUAUUCCAUUAUUAUUUUUGGGGGUGUUUCUCACCUAUGCUCAUUCUUCCUACCCUGGUCCUUUGCCUCUCGGACCUCUGAUCACUAGACUUGUGGUUCGUCUUGGUGUCUCUGUUACCUCGUUUCGCACCGAGAAUCCCACUUUCCUCAUGUUGACAGAUCAAGUCCUUGAUGAAUGUGAGAUUGAAAUUGGGGGGGGGGGGGGGGUGCAGAUGAUGAAGACAGUGAUGACAGCACAAGUGAUGACAGUCAGCACAAAUGAUAAUGAUAAUGAUGCUCCCCUGCUUGCUGCAACAGUUGCUGGUUUGCUAGUGGAUUACGGCUCUGAUGAGGACUCCAAUGAAGUCUAG
This is a messenger RNA of Linum trigynum, 375 nucleotides long. The record is from the annotation of a GenBank genome assembly. NCBI's taxonomy places the organism in Eukaryota, Viridiplantae, Streptophyta, Magnoliopsida, Malpighiales, Linaceae.